AGCAAUUAUUAUUGUUAUUUUUUUUGUUACCGCUAAUGGCUACUCAUCCUCAUAUAAAUAUGCACAAAAUCAAGCUUGAACUUUGAUCACUCAAGUCCUCAUUUCACUCUUUCUCGGAAAAUAAUAAUAUCAAACUAAACAAAAACCUAAUCAAAGGUAAAAAUGGCAGGACCUCGACUUUCAAUGGAGGUUGGAAACGAUGGCGUCGCUCUCAUUACUCUUUUGAAUCCUCCUGUUAAUUCCUUAGCAAUUCCGAUAAUUGCGGGAUUGAAAGAGAAAUACGAUGAAGCUUUGAAGAGAAAUGAUGUCAAAGCUAUUGUUAUUAAUGGUGAGAAUGGGAAGUUUUCAGGCGGUUUCGACAUUAAUGUUUUUGAGAAAGUUCACAAGACUGGAGAUUUAUCUAUAUUGCCGGAUGUAUCAGUUGAUCUUUUGGUUAACACAAUUGAAGAUGCAAGAAAACCAUCUGUUGCUGCUAUACAAGGACUUGCACUUGGAGGUGGCUUAGAAUUGGCUUUGGGAUGUCAUGCACGCAUUUCUGCACCCAAAGCGCAACUUGGAUUGCCUGAGCUAUCGCUUGGAGUUAUUCCAGGCUUUGGAGGGACACAACGUCUUCCGAGGCUUAUUGGUAUAAAGAAGGCUGUUGAGAUUAUGCUUUCUUCAAAGCCGAUAACAUCUGAAGAUGGAAUGAAGCUUGGCCUUAUUGAUGCUGUUGUGCCCCCUCAAGAGUUGCUGAAGGUAGCACGUUUAUGGGCAUUGGAUAUUGCUGUGGGAAAGAAGCCUUUUAUUAGAUCCCUCCACAUGUCUAAUAAGUUAGGUUCCCUAGCUGAAGCACAUGAAUUCCUGAUGAUGGCUAGACAAAAGGCGAAACAGACUGCUCGGAACAUGCCUCAGCACCAAGCCUGCCUUGAUGUUAUUGAGGAGGGUAUAUUACGUGGAGGCUAUGCUGGAGUAUUGAAGGAGGCUAAAGUUUUCAAAGAGCUAGUUCUUACGGAUACCGCCAAAGGUCUAGUGCAUACCUUUUUUGCUCAACGUAUGACAUCAAAGGUACCAGGUGUUUCUGAUGUUGGACUAAAGCCAAGACAUAUCAAGAAAGUUGCUGUAAUUGGUGGGGGUUUGAUGGGUUCUGGCAUUGCAACAGCUCUACUGUUGAGCAAUAUACAUGUUGUUUUGAAGGAAGUUGAUGCUGACUUUCUUGCCAAGGGAAUAAAAUCUAUUCAAGGCAACAUCAGAGGGUUAGUGACAAGAGGUAAGUUGAUACAGGACAAGGCAGAGAAAGCACUUUCAUCUCUUAGCGGUGUCUUGGACUACUCAGAAUUCAAAGAUGUUAAUAUGGUCAUUGAGGCUGUUGUUGAAAAUGUAUCUCUUAAACAAACAAUAUUUAGUGACCUGGAGAAAGUCUGCCCUCCACACUGUAUUUUAGCUACAAACACUUCAACAAUAGACCUUGAUUUAAUUGGAGAAAGGACAAAUUCUCAGGAACGAAUUGUUGGUGCACAUUUUUUCAGUCCUGCGCAUGUCAUGCCUCUACUGGAAAUUGUGCGGACAGAUAAGACUUCUUCUCAAGUUAUUCUUGAUCUCAUCACACUUGGUAAGGUCAUUAAAAAGGUGCCUGUUGUGGUUGGCAACUGUACCGGGUUUGCUGUCAAUCGAGCUUUCUUCCCAUACGCCCAGGGUGCCCAUCUUUUGGCGAAUUUGGGGGUUGACGUCUUCAGGAUCGACAGAGUGAUUAGUGAUUUUGGCCUACCUAUGGGACCUUUUCAGCUUCAAGAUUUAACUGGAUAUGGAGUGGCACUUGCAGUAGGAAAGAUAUUCCGUGCUGCCUUCCCUGAUCGUACUUUUACUUCUCCUUUAGUUGAUCUUCUUGUCAAAAAUGGGCGAAAUGGUAAAAGCAAUGGGAAAGGAUAUUAUAUAUAUGAAAAGGGGAGCACGCCAAAAUCUGAUCCCUCUGUGCUACCAAUCAUUGAAGAAUCUAGAAGAUUGACUAAUGUUGUGUCAGGAGGAAAGCCUAUAUCCAUAUCCGACCAAGAGAUCUUGGAGAUGGUGUUCUUCCCAGUAGUGAAUGAGGCAUGUCGUGUUCUAGAUGAAGGAGUAGUGGUUCGAGCAUCUGAUUUAGAUGUAGCUUCUGUUCUUGGAAUGAGUUUCCCUGCAUAUCGAGGUGGACUUGUUUUUUGGGCAGAUACUGUUGGACCUAGCCAUAUAUAUAAUUGUCUGAAGAAGUGGUCUAACCUGUAUGGUAGUUUCUUUAAACCAUCACAAUUCUUGGAGGAAAGAGCUACCAAAGGCUUGUUACUGAGUAUGCCGGCUGCAUCAUCGUCAUCUUCAAGAUCACGCUUGUAGAUAGGAUGUUUAUGGAUCUCCAUCAGCAUGUUCACAGAGGAAUCAUGGCCUCGCUUUAGCAAUUCAACUCUCCACAAAGACUGGGACGGGAAAAAGGAAGAAAUAACCAAUUGAAAUGCAUGAAGUAAACUGCAUGAGAUUUGAAUAUUUAAUAUGUAAAAGAAAAAAGUUUCGCAUUUUCUUGUCAACUGUGUAUUAUUAUUCUUACAAAUCUCUUCCUUUUUUCAGCUUUGAUUCUGGGUUAUUGAACUCGUUUGAGCUAAAGUUAGUUUUCAUAAUUAGUCUGAAUAACUUUAUAAGCAGAAA
This is a messenger RNA of Amaranthus tricolor (Joseph's coat), 2643 nucleotides long. RefSeq names its product peroxisomal fatty acid beta-oxidation multifunctional protein AIM1-like. Bases 163 to 2337 code for a protein of 724 amino acids. NCBI's taxonomy places the organism in Eukaryota, Viridiplantae, Streptophyta, Magnoliopsida, Caryophyllales, Amaranthaceae. Gene Ontology annotation, cellular component: peroxisome. Gene Ontology annotation, biological process: fatty acid beta-oxidation. Gene Ontology annotation, molecular function: NAD+ binding; (3S)-3-hydroxyacyl-CoA dehydrogenase (NAD+) activity. The transcript has 18 exons. The record is from RefSeq and is a predicted model, not a curated record.